Molecule: messenger RNA, 20157 nt
Organism: Sorex araneus (European shrew)
Lineage: Eukaryota; Metazoa; Chordata; Mammalia; Eulipotyphla; Soricidae
Gene: FSIP2
Product: fibrous sheath interacting protein 2
Exons: 16
Coding region: 1-20157 (6718 amino acids)
Source: RefSeq, a predicted model, not a curated record
AUGGACCUGUACUUCAGUGCCUGCUCCAAGGCUGCCACCGUCGCAGCCACCGAGACGGCGGCCAGCAGCCUGGCCACGGACAGCCAGCGCUGCGGAGAAGGCGUGCACAAAACCCACUUUCCAGGAGUUGGAGCCACUCAACUUCUGGAUCUGCCCCUGGGGGUCAAACUGCCGAUGCUCCCGGGAGGCCACGCUGUCUACUACACCACCAAGCUAAGUGAAAAGCUUUUUCGUCCUUCCUAUGGUUUUAAUCUGACUGAUCCUUAUUGUCGACUUUUGGAAAAUCAGUAUAAAAGUCUCCACGAUCCACAUUUAAAGACAUACUAUAAGCGGAAAGAUAUUCUGAAACGAUUGAAAAAAGGUGGCUACAUCACCAGCAAUAAUAAAAUUAUAUGUUCAUUGAGGGAAUUGAAUAAGUACAGACAAUAUCUUACCAGUUUAAAAUUAGACUUUGAAAGAAACUAUAUAAAAGAACAAAAAAUGCUUUCAAGGGAAGUCAAUAAACUACAAGAAAAUAAUCAAAUACCCCGACAAAACACUGAGCAGUUCCAAAAUUGGUUGUUACAAGAGAAUGGCCACUGUCUGAAGGACCCAGAAAAAUUAAUAAGACAUAGAUAUAUGGACAUGAUAAACCAGGAAUUAGAGCAACUGGAACGCACAGCAGAAGAGCAACGCCUCCUUCGGAUGGAUAGAGAAGAAAGGCAACAGCGAGAACACACAAGACGAAAACUUAAUCUUCGCAGAAAAAUGGAAGAGGAAUGGAAGACAAAAGAGAUGUUACUUCUGACAAAAAUUGGAGAGGAUGUUAAAAGAGAAGCUAGGAUAGAGGAACAACGACGUAAAAUUAGAGAAGAAAAUGACAGAAGGAAACAAGUCCUUCUAGAAAAAAAAAUGGCUUAUCACUUACAAAAAAUGCAAGAAAAUGGCCUUAAAAGAGAAGAGAUAGGAAAAAAUGCAUUUGAUUACAAAGGACAAGAUGAGAAAAACUCUGAAUUAGAACCUCAGUACCAUCCUCAGUGCCAUGUCAAAGCCCAACGUGUUCUUCCUACUCGCACUUUUGUAAAUGUAAAUCAAAAACUACUAGAAAACUGCUUGCAUGAAAAAGUAACUUCUAAAGAACUGAACAGUAUAAUUCAGAAUGUAAUGACCUGGGUUGUAGCUACAGUGACCAGUAUAUUAUACCCAGCCAUCACAAAGUAUGAAGAAAGGCUUCAGAAUACUGCAUACCGGGUGUCUGAUGAGUCUGUCCUCUCUUCAGAUAGUUCAAGUUUCUGUAGUACAUGUAGUGAUGAGUUUACUUAUAAAACCUAUACAACUGCAACACCUAAAACAUUUACGAGAGAUCCCUGUCCCAUUGCAGUUGACAUAUCAGUAAGGAAACCAGACACACCUUUAAAACCACCUUCUGCCCAUGUAGAAAGGACAAUUGUGAGAAAAAACUAUCACAUGUCAGGGCAAACUAUAACAAGUCAACUCGAAUGUAAAAAACCAAAAAUGAUAUGUGAUGAGACAGUCCUAUGUAAAACUGAUACUACCCUUAUAAUACCAUUUGAUAAAGAGGCAAAAAAAUCAAAGGAUGCUACUACUGAAACAGAAAAUUUAAUAGGUGCUUUGCUGUCUGAUAAAAAGGCAAAAGUCCUGAAUGAAUUGGAAAAGUUAAAAAAUAUUUUUGUUAACUUUAAAUGUUACUUAAAAGGGGAAACUGAACUGAUUUUAGAAAACAUAUUUCAUGAACUAAUGUCUGAUUUGAAACAAGCCAUUCCCUCUAUUUCUUCUGUAACUGCUGAAGUUUUUGUUGACCAGUGUGAGAAUGAAAAAGAGGAGUUGUCCUCGAACGCUGAUAUCUCUGCAGCAGCUUCAGAGAUUGUGGAUAACAUACUUGAUAAGCUACAUUUUGCAGUUGAGAAAAGAUGUGUUGAGGUUUCUUCUCAAGAAGACAUUUCAGGCAACAAUAUAUCAAACUUGGUACACAUUGGAGAAAAUCCCACUUCAUCAAAUGGAAAACCUUCACGGUCACCCAUGUCUGAUAUUGCAGAAGAUAUGGUACAUGGCAUUUUAGAAAAGCUAAUGACUCUUACAUCUUGUAAUCAAAAUGAACCUCCUCAUAUUGAAAAUGCAACCAAACUUCCAGAGCAAAUAAAUAUAUUCUAUGAAAAAGCCAACCAAAUAAAAUGCAGUACUGAGCCCGAUGAAGCUAAUUUAAUUAUUAAACAAGAAGUACAAAAUUUAGUAUCAAAAAUUUUUUCAGAGUCCUCUUUGGUUGGUUACAUAGAAGAAGCAAUUGGUACAAUAUUAGAAUAUAUACAAGCUGAACUUAAUAAUGACAGAAUUUGUGCAUCUGAAGAAACAAUAGUACUUCUUCAGCUACUUGAUGAUAUCUUUACUGAGCUCCAUAAGAAGCCAGAAAAAGUGGAUGUUCAAAAAUGUAAAUAUUCUAUGCUAAGAAAUUCUUUUGAUAUUGAAGAAAAGUACAGACUAACUGGCACUAGAUUAGCCAGUACUUGUCAGUCAGGAAGACCAUUUUCUCCUAUUAAUGUUCCUGGCAUGGUCCUUUAUUCUGAUGAUAAUAAUGAAGAAAUAGAAAAAAUUGUAAAAACUGUAAUUGAUUCAUCUUUCAUAGAUGAAGAUAAAAUGUCAGAAGAACAUAUUUCUGAGAAUUUAUUCACAAAAGGAGACAUGUGUUUUGAAAAUAGAAGAAAUAGAAAAUCACCUAUAAAAUCAGCUAGAAAAAGUAGCAGAGUUGCCUUUUCUGAUAGGAAGUUAAAGACAGAUCUACCACCUUUUCACAGUGAAGAUAUUUUGGAGGGAAAAUCCUGCUUUAAUAAGGAUACCAUGAUUUUCACCCAAGAUCAAAAGCACCAAAUACAAAAGGCUUCAGAAAACACAGUUAGAUGUAUUUUAACAGAAAUGCUUGAGGAUUUAUCCUCUGUACCUCCUGGUUACUUAGACAGUAAUACUGGACAGAAAAUUUCAUUUUUUCCUUCAGAAAAACCUCCAGGAUUUUCAUAUCAGGAAUGGAUGGAUCAGAUGUUUUCUACGUCAGAAAUUAGUACAGUAGUCCAAAAAAUAACAGACGAUGUAUUAGAUAUACUCAUGAGUGCAUCUGACUGCAUUCCCAAUAUAAUAAAAAGUUCCUCAUCAAUUCAUAAAAGUGCUCAAGAUAAAUCUGACACACACCACAAGGUUGAAAAAGCACCAAAGAAAGAGGAAUUACAUAUAUGGUUUGACAGUGAAACGAAGAUGAAAUGUUUAUCUUCAUGUAAUUUGGAUCCUAAAGAUUCAUCCCUUUUAUAUUUUUCAGAAAAUCAGCCUGAACUUAUAGAUGGCAUUAAUGAUCAGAUAAUUAACACAGUUUUAAAAAGACUGAAAGUAUUCAUCUGUCCAAAAUUGCAAAUGACCUUUAAACCUUCACUUAUGGAGAAACCUGCAUUUCAGUCUCAACUUAGUAAUUAUACAACAAAAGUGGUAAAUAUUGUUCUGCGUGCUAUCCAGAAUGAACUGGAAUCAGGUAAGAAAAACCUAAAACUUAAGGAAACAGACUGUACCAAAUCUCUCACAAGUAAAGGAUGUUUUUAUGACCAUGAUGAGUUGGAAUCUCUUCUCUCAAGUAUUGAUGACGAGAGCAUGGCAUCCCCGUUAUUAACUUCUAUUUGUGAGUUGCUUCAAAGUAGGCAGACAGCUGAAGGGGAUACUUCACCUGAAACUUCAUAUGGACUUGCUGGCAAUGGUAAACAAAACAUUUUGCCAAAUAGACAUAAUAAAAAAUCUUUAAAAAAAUUUUUUCCAACUCCAUGUUGUCUCAACAGUGUGUCUAGUGGAAAAGAUAACAAAGAGAAUGCCACAUUGCAAGUGUUAGAUAGCAUUGGGGAAACACUACGUGAAAUGUUAAGGAAAAUUAGAGGAACUCAUCCACACUCCCUGACAUCUUGUAUUGACCUAAACAGGGAGAGAAUGAAGGAUGAUCAGCAAGCAACUACUGAGUUGAAGUCUAAUAUUCAGUGUAUUUCCCAAACAAUUUUAGACUGCAUCCUUGCAAAACUGUGUAACAUCGACACAGAUAACAAUUUCACAAGCCCUGGAUGUAAAAUUUUUUUAGAGUCUCCUGAUACUGACAGCCUAUCAUUUGUUUCAAUUACUGAAGAAAUAGGCAAAUGCCUUGAAAUUAUCUCUAACAUAGUCUCCAGAACGGUUUUGAAAGGUAAUACAGAGGUAAUUAAAAGCAUGGCAAAAACAACUACUGUAACAUCCAAAACAGCAGACACAAAAGUAGUACAUCCAAAUAAACUGAAAGAUGUGGCUUUAGAUAUUCUUAAUAUGGUUUUUGAUAAUUUGAAAAGGUUUGCCAAUGUCAAUUUAGAAAAUUCUUACUCUAUUGAUGAUGAAAAUAAGAAAUUCAGUGAGAUGGAAUGUGAAAGUACCAAUGUUUUGGGAGACACACAUGAAGGAAAAAUGCAAUUUCCUUUAUACAUGCAUGCAAAGAAAAUAGCAAAAACUGUUCUGAAAGCUAUUCAAACAGAAUUAAAUAUGAACUCAUUAGAUUUGAGAGCUAGUAUAAAAAACACGCCACCUGAGAGACAAGUUAUUAAGAAUAUAGUUAAUUCAAUUUUAAAUGCAGUAUCUUCAGGUAUAUUUAAUGAAACUCAACCUGAAGAGACAGAAACAAAUAAUUUUCAUUACAAACCAACCUAUGGAAAUUACCUUCCUGGAGGAGGUGAAACAAAUUCAAAUGUAGAAAAUGCUGCACAAACAGAAGAAGAAUUAAAUGGAGAAAGAACACCAGAAGGAGAAGAAAGUCAAUCAAAUUCCCUUAAACAACGAAUUUUAGAGAGAACAUUAAGUAAAAUUGAAGUGAAACUCAAAGAACCACAGAAAUCUCCGGUUAUUCCCAUUGUAAGAAAUAUUUUAAAUGAAAUAUUUCAGGGUGCUUUGACUAAUCACUUAAAUGUCCUUCCCCUCUCUCACCUAAGUGUCUUACCUCACAAUGUUAAUGAACCCAUUGCUCAAACAUCCAUUCAAUUUGUAGACAAAACAAUGAGCCCUUUGGUUUCUGAAACAGAUAUCACUGUAGUGGCAGAUGAUGUGGUUAGAACCGUAUUUCAGAAACUCUUUAUAGCUGCCAUGACAGAUAGAAAUACAAGUGAAAAUAGGUAUAAAACCAUCAGCUUUUCAGCAAAUGUUUCUUUUCCUGAAUAUACAUAUGGUGAAAAUUCAUCCAUUACUGUGAUCAAUAAGAAUUCCUGUACUCUCCAGUCUAAAGUCACUAUUGACAAACAGACCAAAAUAAGUGUAGUUGAAGAUAUUGUGAAGGCAGUAUUGACACAUUUAGAAACCUUUGCUACUUCUAAGGUAAAAUCUCUCUUUUGUCAUCAAAUCAACUUCACAGUUUCGGCUCCUUUACCUAACCAGUUAGAUGAGAGUAUGGUAAGCAAGGCAUUGCCAGCCAAAGAUUCAAAUUCUGAUGAUUCACUUUCUUAUAGCUUAGUGGAUAAUAUUACAUCAAAAAACACCAACACAUUGUCUCAACUCUCUUUAAAUAAAUUAAAUGUACAUGCUACAGAAGUGGCUAGAAAAAUUUUACAAGGAAUCAAACAUGAAUUAGAUAAAGAAACGGAGAGUCCUCUCAUAACUCAGAAUAUUGUGGUUUCUGAAAACAUUGCAAGUCAAAUCGUUAAUGCAGUAUUAGAUAUUGUUUCAUCUAAAAACAAAUAUGACAAAAGCAAUUCUGAAAUAGAAAUUGAUUCAAAUCACCAAGAAGGAAUUAUUGAAAUGUUCUUUAAUAAGACUGAAUAUCGGGAUGUACUUCAGUUUCAAAUACAGGAUACCAUAGAAGGUAUUUUAUGUGAUAUUUAUGAAAAAACAUUGUACCAGAAUAAUCUUACAUUUGGAAAGCCUACUCUGAAUUAUAACAUAGAUGGUGAACAUUCUGUAACAAAUUCUGAAAUGCUAAUUGAGAGAUCAAAAGAGAUUACUCCAAAACUUUCAGUUCCUAAGUCAGAUGUUAUUUUGAUAUCCAAUGAUAUAAUCGAUAUUGUUCUCCAUAAUCUCCGUUCUGCUGUCUUGCUUGGUAUAAAUCCAAAAGACUCUACUUCUGUAAGUUUUCCCCUCGCCAUUUGUGAUAUGUUUCCAAAAACAGAUUGGCAACAGUCGUUGAUAGUAGGGUCAAAAAAUGAAAGAAAAGCAGUGUGCUUCCCACCUUCAAGAAAUAUAAAAUCAGAUAUAAUGGAUGAUAAACAAAUAACUGAGAUAGAGAAAAAUAACUCCAAGAAUUCUGUUCAUGACCUAUGUGAGGAAAAUGCUGACUUCAUUACUAAGACAAUUUUCAAUAGGUUAGAAUCCUUUGCCACAGAAAGAAUAGAUUCAUUAAUUACUCUUGCUUUCCAGUCUAAAGAAGAUUCAAUUGUUAACCGAGAACUGGAAGAUUGUAAGCAAGAUGACAUUGUUCAUGAGUCAAGCCAAAUAGAAUCAAACGUAAAUGCUCUGAAAAUAGCAACUGAAACUUUUUCCACAAAUUUGACUUUCAUCAAUUACAGAGAAAAACUUGGACCAACAGUUCAUCUAUCACAAGCUAGUCUUAAGGAAUAUGCUGAUAUCAUUGCCAGUGUCAUUUUGAAGCUUAUUAAAAAUUACUCAGAUCUAGAAAUCCAGAAAGCAUAUACAUAUUCAAAUAAUACUUCCUUCCAACAAAAUAUCAUUGUUAGUGAAAUUGUCAAUAGUAUUUUAAAGAUUUUAUAUGAUAAAAAAUCUGAUAAGGAAAUUACUUUUUAUUCAAAAGAUAACCCUAGUUUAUUUUCACAACAAACUUCAUCAGAUGAAAUAUUAAUGAGACAAAAAGAAGACAAUACCAAAAUCUCACUCCUUUCACAGCAUCCAUUAGCACAAAACAAAGUAAUAUUAGAAAAUGAAAGUCAGAUAAUUGUUCUGGAAGAAAUAUUUAUGAGAAAUGAAGAAACAAAACAAAAAGAUAAAACUGUAUUCUUCAGUACAGUGGAAACAGUUUUAUGUAAAGUGCAUCAAAGAAUCAUGGAAAUCUUGUAUCACUUGCCUUCAUUUAGUGAAACCCCCCACCUUACAACUAAUUCUAAAAUUAAAACAGACACAACAGAGAAAAAUCUAUUUCAAUCACAUGUUAAGAGUGUCGCAAAUGAUAUCCUUGAAAGUAUUUUGGAGAAAAUGUAUUCUGUUGUGUUGACAUCAUUGUAUGAAUAUAAUAAAAGUAGAGAAGUAGGAACACCUGAUCAUGAUACAUUAUUCAAAAAAUCACCAUGCAUCAGAGAAAAUAAAGGGAGGUCAGAGUACAAUUCUACUAGGUAUGUAGUACCACAGACUUAUCCUCAUGCAGGUAGUCAGAAUGCCUCUCUAUUUGAAAAAAAUCUUUUGCAAUACUCACCAUCACAAGUAGGGAAGGAUUUAGUCCAAAUGGUUCUCACUAAGCUCACAAAAUUUGCUUCAUUUCAUUUAAAUGAAUCCCUGCAUCCUAACAGUCAUUCUGAGGAGUUGCUGAAAAAUUCUAAAGUAAAUGCAAAGGGCAACCCUAGGCCAGGUUUCAAAAGAAAUUUAAAAGCAAAAUCAAAAGUUAAUUCUUCACCCAAAUUUAAAGUAAGAUCACGUAUAGAAUCUAGCAGUGCUAAAGCCAAAAACAAGAUAAAAUUGGGUCCUGCGGAGAAGACUCUAAAAGAUAUCUCAUCAAAACCUGAUGUUGGGUUGCCACACAUCCUAUCAACAGGAGAUGCCAAAAAUGUACUGGAGACAAAAUUGCCUAUUUCAGAACUAAAAAUGUAUGCCAAUGAUAUAGUAAUAGAAAUCUUGACGCAAAUUGUUAAAGAAUUUGAAAGAGUGAAGCAGGCUAGAACAAUGGCAAAUGUUAAAAGGUUACCAUCUGAUAAAAUUAUAGAGGCAAAUAAAAUUGUUAAUACAAUUUUGCAGGGAUUACUUACUGCAAAUAACCACACUAUUUCCCAUCCAGUUAAAUUUUCACAUCUGGAUGAUCUGAAACAUUCACAGAACACUCUUGCUGGAGGGCACCUUGCCAAAUCUCAAGCAUGUUUUUACUUGGAAAAUGUUUCUUCACAGCUAGAACAGAUUUUUUCUAAAGAAGGAAUAUUUAGAAAAAUUGAUGAAUGGCAAACAGAGUCAAAUGACACAGAAAACAAAAAAUGUAGUUUAUUAAUGAUAGCUGAAACUAUUUUGACUGAAAUUUCAAUAAAAGCACAAGACUUAGAUUAUUCUCUUUCUCUUUUAAAUUUGCCACCUUGUUAUGACUGUGAGACAAGAUUUGCCAAUCAUUUUAGGGAAACAUCAACCAGAGCUGAAGAUACCAAAGCACAAAUUCAUACGUUUGGAAGGAAAAUUGUCGAACUGCUAUUUGAAAAGUUACAGCUAUGCUUUUUAUCCCAGAUGCCAUCUCCAGAUAGUAAAGAGACACUAUUAAGCAGGAAUAAGCACAUUACUACUAAAAGUAAAUACAGUUUUCCAAUAAAGGGCACCCUCAGCAAUGUGCCAGCUUAUAACAGAAAUAUGAAAAAUGAAAUAUAUUUAGGGUCUAGCAACCAAAUUAUUAAAGAGAUUGUAGAAAAGGUUUUCAACAUGUUGGAGUCAUUUGUAGACUUGCGGUUCAAACGUAUUUCUAAAUAUGCGAUUUCUGAAAUAGUGAGAAUGCCCAUAGAAAACCUUUUUCCUGUUCAACAGCGACUAUUAAGCAAAAAGAUGUUGCCAAAAGCACAAGGGCUGAAAAAGUUUGAUGAAUCCAAAUCAAAUAAUAUUUCUAAGGAAAACAUAGAGAAUACUCUUUUAGAAGUUCACUUGUUCCAUUCAGAAUUACUUACCUAUGCCAUUAAUAUUGUCACUGACAUGCUUGCCCUACUGAAAAAUAAACUUGACAGAGAAAUAAGUCAAGAGGAACCAUCUUCAGUUAGCAUAUUGAAAGAGAACAUUGCAGCAAGUUCGAUCAUUGGUACGCUGAUGAGUCAUUGCGCACAUUUUCGUGAGUCCUUGAUUAAAGAUCUUCCAAAGGAGACUUUGUUUCAAGGAGUUGAAAAUACUUACAUUGUUAAUCAUGUGGAAUUUGCAACUAAUCUGAAAAUUCCAAUAUCAAAAUUAAAAGAAGUUAGUUUGAAGAAUAAUCUUUCACAUAACAAUAGACCUCAUUUGAUGUCUUAUUCAGAUGAAGAUAUAAAUAGCAGAUACAGGUCUUUAUCAGCUUUACCUGCAUAUGGUAAGGCCUCUGUAGAAAACAAAAUUAAAAGCUCAGAACCAACGCAAAGACCUGAGUCACAACAUAUGCCAUCAUGCUACAGAUACAACUCACAAAAUUACAGCCCAAGAAGAUCUGACUUUGGCCCUUUUAAUCCAGAUGUGAAAAAGAAUAGUUGUCCCCCUGAAGGUAGUGUCUUACAAAAACUGUUUAAGAAAGCAAACAAAUCCACAGACACAGCAUUAAAAGAUGUGAUGGCUUUCAUAGAAGUGGGGGAAAGGGAAAAUCCAAGAGAGUUUCAUUACGAGAGCCUGAAUUCUGUUGCUGUGCCAAAUCACAUUGAGACAACAGUUUCUCCACUCAAAAUAUGUUUAGCUGCAGAAAACAUUGUCAAUACUGUGCUGUCAAGUUAUGGCUUUCCAAGUCAACUUCACACAAAUGAAAACAUGGAAACAAUCAAACCCUUUUUCACAUCAAAGCAAAACCCUUUGUCUGUACUACCUGGAAAACAAAUGAGUGAAGAGAAAAGUUUGCUAAGAAUGUGUGAUAAAAGAAUCAGAUAUACAUCUGAAGAAGAAAACAUAAAGCUUAAAAUCAAGGAAGAAAAUAUUCCUUUAUUGCACAAAUGGAAAACCAACCUGUACCCCAAAAUAAAGACUGUGAAGGAAUUGGAUGUCCUUUCUUUUUCUGAUCAUGAACUGGGUCCAAAUGAAAUUCAUUUGCUAGCAAAACAUAUAACCACAUCUGUGAUCACACAUUUCAAGAACUUGAAAACAAGAGUUUUCAGUGAGGCAACAAUGUCUAUUAUACCUACAUUCUUAAGGAAAAAACAUGAAUCAAAACGGCCUUUAAGAAAUAUGUACAAUGAUUCUUCACUUUAUCAACUUUGUGACCACCUCAGUGACUCUGUCAUUUGCCACUUAAUCUCAAGCAUUUCUGAUAGUACUAGAGAUGAUAGAGAAAAAGAGAAGACAUGGAAAAGUCAAGAUGAAGCAUGUAACAAGAUCAUUUCAAUUGACUCUCAAGUAUUUGAAAACAGGAUAAUUUCCAUCAGAGAACUUGCAUUAAGUGUUUCUGAAAUUAUUACUGAAAUUCUCUUCAAUUGUAACAUUAUACAAGAUAAUAUGUCACACAAACCUUUUUCUUCAAGAAAAAAGUAUGUGUAUUGCCCUGAAAUAUUUGCUGCUGACUUUGAUGAUCUUUUCCAGGAUAUCUUAAUUGGAAUAAUUUAUGUACUGUCCAAAGAAAUUGGGUUAAAUAACCACCUUGAAGAAAAAGGGAGAGAAUCAUUUGCUAUGCUUAGUAACUGUUGUGUGCCUAUUUGCAAUGAAACAAAUCCCUUGGAAAGACAAAAAAAUUCUACAGAUUGGGAGUCAUCUGCUCACCAACUUGAUCGUAUAAUCAAAAAAAAUAAAUUAAACUUUCUGGCAUAUAAGUUAGACAAUCUUGUUGGUAACCUAAAGAAUCAGGAAUCCAAAGAAAUAGUGAAUAAGGUUUUUAAUAUUGUUGUUGACUUAUUUUUGCCAGAUGAGCACCAAAAUGAGGUUACAGAUUCUGAUAAAGUAGCAAGAACAUUUUUUUUAUCCUCAAAUGAUUAUAUGCCUGAAAAUAACCUAGGGCUCACCUCCAAAUCAGUUUUCCUUUUAAAUGUAGUGUGUGAGAAACUUAUUAGAUCACUUCUGGACAAAUGCACAAACACUCUUUAUGAAAAUCUUGAUGAUGGGGCACUUUCUAUUGAAACAUCGGAAGAACAGUGUCUAGAGAUGUUUCAAAGUGUAGAAGAUGAAGAAUUUGAUGAUCAAAAAAGAAUUAUGGACUGUGAACAAUUUCAAGGAUAUUAUAUGUCAGACAUUUUGGGAAAUUUGGCAGAAAUGAAUCAAGAUUUAUUGUUAUCAGACUCUUUGCUUACUGAUAUUUCCCACAACUUGGUUAAAUCACUGAUGGACAAUCUAUCUCACUGUAUACAAUGUCCCCAAAAUCCACCUCCUGCAAACAAGCAUUUAGAGUAUAGAACAAGAGAAAUAAAUUCUAACUUCAUAAAAGCAAAGAACCCUGAAUUAACAGAAUUAACUCAAAGCAAAGGCUCUGUAAGAUUCACAAGUGAUAAACAUUUUGCUUUGAGAGAUUUUCUCGGUGAUUGUACCAAGAGGAGUGGCUCCAAAAUGUCGGUACCAUUUGCCAAGAAAUACUCAUUUAAAUUGCCUAAUUUGUCACAUGUUAACAGAAAGGGACUAAACAAUAUGGACACACAAGCAAAUCAGAGUAAAUUAUAUUUAGGAGAAAUGAAUACCAGUACCUAUUCAGCCACGUUUUUGGAGGAAAUAAUUUCAGGACUGUUUUUUAAUCUCUCCAUUUCACUUUGGGGUCAGAAUGAACUUAUUACUGUGACUCGGCUCAAUGAAAUGAAUACAUUCUUUAUCAACAGAAUAGUGAAUCUGUUUAAUAAUGCUCAAGUCACUGUUUUAAGGAAUGCUGAAGAAAAGCUGUGUUGCCCACAAUUCCAUAAACAAAUUGUUAGUAGGAUUGUUGACUCAGUUUAUUAUGAUGUUUUGCAGCAAUAUAAAUUGGAAGUUACUUGUGGUGGUAAUCUAGCACAUGAGAAUACCUCAAUAGUAGAACAAAUAACUAAUGGCAUAUUGUCAGAGGUUUUAGACUACCAACUUCCAUCUUGUUUGAGGACGAAGCUUACUCCUAGUUCAUAUCACCCUCUCAAUGCUGAAGUUAUACUGGAAAAACUUCAAAGUAAACUGAAAGAAUUCACUUUUCAACACGAAGUUUCACGUUAUACCACCAUGUUAUCACCUUCAUUUUUAGAAGAUAUCAUUAGAAGACUCUUGCCACAACUCAUUCCUUCACCCAAGAAGACUUCCUCUUUGGGUAAAAACAUUCACCUGAGUAAGGAUUUUAAUGAAAUGUUCACCUAUGUAGUAGAUAAAGUUAAGUCAGCAAUUUCAAAACAUAAAAUUUGGUUCACUAUAUAUGAUAAUCAAUGCCUAUAUACAGAAAAAGACCUCCAAAGGAUGGUGGAUUCUGUGUAUAGCAAUAUUAUGCAGAUGGAUGACUCUCUUGUUUCAAUACAGAAAAGAAUAGUUAGCCAAUGUCCGAUCAUGGUCGACCAAAUAGCCAGUCUUAUUAUCCAAGAGGUUAUUGAAAAUCAUCUCCAACCAUUUUUGCAGGGAGAGGGCUUAUCUCGUUCAAAAUCUCCAUUGGAUGCAAUAUCAAAUAUGGUUAAGCAGGUUAUCAGUGAAUCCAUAGAUUCUCAGAGACCUCCAAAACUAUCACAGCCAGGGAUUUAUCCUGAUCAAUUUGUAGGGGAAAUUGUUGCUGGACUUCUAUCAAAAAUUUUUAAUCCAAGGCAUAAUACUGAAACUGAUAUGGAAAACAUGUCUCAAAAAUUAGUAAAGUCAAUAAAUCGACAUUUUGGGAAAACUGAAACUCACAUUAUAAAUGAUGACAGGGAAAAGUGUUACCCCUCCAUAGAUAAAGAUAUUGUCGAUGAACUUGUCACCUCAGUUUAUCUAAAUGUUUUAAAACAACAAGGACUGUACCCUGAAGUUGAUGAAGCACCUGGAAACAGUGAUAUUUUUGUGGAAAGUAUUACCAAUUUAGUUGUAGCAGCAAUUUCAGAUUACCUCCUCCACCCAUUAUUUUCUGGGGAUUCUUCUACUUCUUCUUACUCUAUUUCAGCAGCUGAAAAUAUUGUUCAGGAUAUUAUCAAUAAUGUGAGUAAAUCUACUAAGACAAGUCAAAAUUUAUCUUCAUAUAACACCUUGCUUCCAUAUACAUUUUUGGAAGACAUGGUCAGAGGACUAUUAUAUAGAAUCUUUCCAUCUGCACCUAACAUUUCAAUCAAAGAAAUGCCAAAAGAGAGAUCAAAAGAUAAUUUCAAUGAAAUUACUUCAAAGUUAAUCAGUGAUAUUAGAAUGAAAAUUUCCCAGCAUGAAAUUAGAUUCUCAAAAGAUGAAGAAGCCAGAAGUGUUUAUUCAGAAGAUGAUGUUCAGCAUCUUGUUGACUCAAUAUUUAAGAAUAUUUCACACAACCGUGAGUUUGAAGAAUCACCUGAGCAAAAUAUCACAAGUGUAAAUGAUGAUCUUAUUGAUAGAAUAGCAGGUUUUAUCAUUAAACACAUCUGUCAAAAACAUCUUCUGCCAUUUGUGGGUAGAAAGUCGUUGACUUCUUCAGACAAACAUUGUGAAGCUAGAAAGAAUUGUUUUUAUGCAAGUAGUUAUUCCUCAACUUUUUUGGAAGAUGUUGUCUCUGGGAUUUUAUGUAGAAUAUUCCACAGGGCGUUAGGCAUUGUACAAACUAAACCAGUAAGAGAUUCAGAUGAUGAACUGUUUGACAAAGCUGAAAAACUCAUACAUUUGAUAGCAGAGGAAUUUUCGAAAGCCCAAGUUAGCAUUUUUGAGAAUGUUGAAGAGAAAUAUUGUUUGCCUCCAGUGGCCAAAGAAGAUGUCAAAAAUAUUAUUGACACAGUGUAUAGCAAAGUUUUACAAGACUAUGAAAUGGAAAUAUUGCCCGAUAAAGAUUUUAUAAGUGACACAAAGACAUUGGCUGCAAGGAUAACUAAAAUCAUACUGACUGAAAGCUUUGGUUUCCAAAUCCAUGCAAAUAUUGUAGCAAAGCUUCCUUUUAAGUCACACUCCAAACUCAAUACAGAUGCUUUGAUAAAAAGACUGCAAUGUGACAUUGUUAAAUCAAAACACCGAAGACAGUCUCGGACUAUAUAUACUACUAUGUUGUCACAUUCUCAUUUGGAAAAAAUUGUCACUCAGCUUAUGUCCCAUGUGAAUCCACUAGCCUCUAGUACAGAACACUCAGAGAUUUCUCAAUCAGAUUUUAAUAAUAAGGUCAUAAAAUUGAUAAGUGAAAUCAUGUCUAUCAUUUCAAACCAUGCAAUAUGCAUUACGAACCAUGGAAAUGAACAAAAUUUGAUUUCAGGAAAAGAUAUUCAAUCUAUGGUUGAUUCUAUUUAUGCUGAUCUUUCAUAUUCAAAUACUUACCGCUCUCUUACAAAAGAUAAGAAGGGAGUAAGUAGCAUACCUGUUUCAAAAACAGCAAGUUUUAUAAUAAAAGAAAUCUUUAACCAUCAUCUUCAGUCAUUUUCAUCUGAAAAUAAAACUUGUUUUUCAGGCACAAUUGAUCAAACUUCUAAAAAAACAGCAACAAAUCCUAAACAAAAAGAACUGUCUUUCAUUGUGAACUCAACCUUCUUCUUUGAAGAAGUAAUUUCUGAGCUUUUAGGUAAACUCUUUUAUGCAUUCUCACAUAAUGUCUUGGCUGCUGAAAACCCAAGUAGAGUAAAAGCCCAAAUUACUGACAUUGUUACAACAUUAGUAAAAUCAAUUGUUCUGGAGUUCACCAAAUCAGAGAUUUUACUUGCAGAUAAUUUUGAUAAAGCUAUGUGUUUUUCAGAACUAUAUAAAGAAAUGGUUAAAAAAACAGUGAAUCUAAUUUAUGAAAGAAUAUUAGAUCAAUAUCAAUCUAUGGCUCAUAUACACAUGGCUAUGCAAUGUGAGACUGUUUGUUUUGGAAAGAAAAUAUAUCAUUUGCUGUUGGAAAAAAUGUAUGAUUAUCAAGUGGAAUCAUUAGUUUCAGGAGAAUUGAUAUCUUCUUCAUAUUCUUCCCUUAAAGCUGAUAAUAUCAUAAAAAAUGUGCUAAGUAAUGUUAUGAAUGAUGGCUAUGCCUUGCCAUCAUGCAUUACUGUGUUAUCUCGUCCUAUUUUAGAAGAUAUAAUUUCCAAGCUUUUAGUACAUCUCUUCCCUUCAACCAACACAGAAAGUAAACUAGACAAGGAAGAAAUUUCCUCGGAUUCUGAGUUUAUGGAUGCAGCUUCAAAGCUGACUGAUGAAAUCAUAGAAGAAAUUUCUGAACAUGAGAUCCAUCUUGCUGUGGCAGAGCAGAAUGCAGAAAGUGAGCAAUUUGAUGAAAUUGAAACUUUUGUUGACUCUAUAUGUAAUAAUAUUUUGAAAAAAUCUGAAUUUGAAGCUGAAAUACAGAAAAGUAAAACUGAAAAAGGAGAUUCAUUUCUUACUAAAAUAGCUGGUUUCAUCAUAAAAGAAAUCAUGGAUCAUCAUCUGCAGCCAUUUUUACAUGAUGAAAAAUCAUUUUCUGGUAAUUUACCUGAUUCUAAUAAUGUCUCUAUUCCUACUAAACAUGGAAAAGAAAAGAAACAUCCUUCACUAUAUUCAGCAAAAUUUUUGGAAGAUGUAGUAGUUGAUCUUGUUCAUAAAUUUUAUUGUCUUCCAAGUAAGACUAAAGAUUCUGAAAAAAAAGAAAUCGCAGAACCAGAUAUUCUUGAAUUGGCUAUAAAAUUUGUAAACUCUUUGAUAGAAGAAUUUAGGAAGAGUGAAAUUAAAGUUCUACCAAAUGCUGAAGAGAAAUUUUCUUUUCCAUCAAUUGAUAAAGAGACAGUUGAUAUGGUAUCCAAUUUCGUGUAUGAUCAAUUCAUAGGAAAUUAUGGAUCAAGUAAUGUUCAUAAUAAUGAUAAAAACAACUUUUUUAUAGAAAAUGUUGCUUCUUUACUCCAGAAGGCAAUCUCUGCAUUCAAGAUUCAAACUUUGUUUUCAGGCGACUGGUCUUCUACCUUCUUUGCAUUUCUAAAUCCAGAUAACGUCACUGAAAGAGUUCAAAACCUUCCACAAAUAAUUCCAACUGAGGUAAGUGGAUGUCUGAAAGCAGACCAGUUAACUUUGCCAGAAAAACCACAGAAGCACAUUUCUCCAACUUCAGAGCAGAAAAACCUGUUGACUCCUUUGAAAACAGAUAUAAAUAACCGCAAUAAAAAGAAAAGUUUCAAAACCGAGAAAACAUCCACAAAAAAGUCUGGCAACCAAGACCUGAAAUUUACUUCUAUAACUAGUAUUAUGAAAAGAAAAAUGACAAGCCUAUUAUCAGGGUCAGCUUCAGGUAUGGUUAACAAAAAGCACAAUGAAAAUAGAACAGAAAUGCCAAGUCAAAAAGAUGAGACUGCAUCAGAAGUUACUUGUGCUAAUACUAGUGUGAAAAGUGAAGCUAUUCAAGAGCCAAAUUUGAUGGUUACAGUUGAAAACAAUAGACCUGAGAAGAGAGUUGAGAACAGUAAGUCUGAGAAGAAAGGCAUAAUGUCUUCAGAAAAAGAGCAGCAAGUUACUAGUGAAUAUGAACAAAGCUCAGUAUUUACUAAUGAUACAGCAUCUAAGAAGGAAGUUUAUGAGUCAGUUUCUGAAAUAGGCAAUGAAAAGAAGACUAACAAAACAGAAAGGUCACUGAAAAAAGGUGACAACUUCAGUGAGCUGCCUGUAGUACCCCAAAUGAAUGAUAAACAGACUACAACAGAGCCAGUGUUGGAAGCAAUCCCUCAGGAAGCAGAUAGCAUGGACAGAAAAUGCUUCUACGUAGAUACACUUGACGAUCCAUACUCAGAUUAUGAACAUGUUCAAAAUGUCACAGAAAACAUUUAUGAAAAUGUCUUGAAAAUGUAUAAUUCUCAAGAAACAGUUAAUUCAAAAAGCAAAAGUUUUCCAAGGGACACAGCAUCACUUUCAACUCAAGUGUCUGUCAGGGAUUUUGAACAGCUUGUUACAGCAGAGAACUUACAACCCUCAGUUAAUCAACAUGCCACAGACAAAGAAGAGCAAACGAGACAGGAGUGGGAGCCGGAGAAAAAAGAAAAAAUCGAAAUUAAGGAAAUUAAAAAUGAACCGAUUAAGAAUGACAAUUUUCAGUACUCACCAAAGAGCAAACCUGGGAUUUUCCCGGCUAAAUUUCUAGAAGAUGUUAUUACUGAAAUGAUUAAGAAAUUGAUCUUUUCUUCCUCACCAGAAACAAAAACAUAUAAAAGUGAAAAUGUAAAGGAUGAUGAAAUUCAAACUGAGCUCUAUAACACAGCUGUGAAACUUAUUGAAACAUUAUUAAAAGAAUUUACAGAUGCUCAAAUUAAGGUAUUUAGUCCAGAUAAGGAAAGCCAGUCUUUUUCACCUAUUGGUAAACUGUCAGAAAUUCCUAAAUUGUCUCCCACGAAUACAGACGAAUCAUCAUUCAGCACUUCUAAGAAGCUAAGUGUGAAUAAAAUGUCAAAUGCGCAUAAAAUGAGUAAGAAACCCUCAUCAACUAGAAGACCUUUCCUAGAUAAAAUAUCAAAAAUUGAUAAAACAUUAGUCAACAAAAUUGUUCACUCCUCUAUAUGCAAUAUUUUGAAGGAAUUCAAAUCGCAAGACUCCAUUUGUAAGAAUAUAAAACGUAAUGGAGAAAAUUUCGCCAAAAGAUUAACUAGUGCAAUGAUAGAUGAAAUUUUUCAACAUAAUCUUGAUUCUCUAUUUUGUGAUGAGGUUUUAGCUUCAGAAUGCUUGCCUUUGGAAUCAAAGGAUGUUGUUCAAAAGAUCCAAAAGAUGGUUAAAACAGUAAGCAAAGAAUGUCAAACAUCAUCACCAUAUACUAUCUUGCUGAAUCAUGAAUUUUUGGAUAAUAUUAUUUCUGCUCUUUUAUCUAAAAUAUUCUCCUCAGUAUAUAAUGCCAAAGCAGAAACUUCAGAGGAUGACCAGUUUACAGAACUGGAUUUUCUUCAAGUCAAGCUAGUAAGUACAAUUAAAGCAGAGAUCUCCAAAGAUGAUGAUAUUAUUAUACAGUAUGUAGAAUGCUUACAUCCCAAUGAUGAUGAAAUUAUUAAAGUAGUGAUGGAUUCUAUCUAUAAUAAUCUUUUGUCACAGUUUGGAUCACAAGAUAUAAUAAAGAAUUGUGUAUCCAGUGGAUGCAAAAUUCUUUCAGAAACCAUAGUGGAUUUAGUUCUACGAGAAGUUACUGGUAAUCAGUUGCAGAACUACUUUUCUGGAGAGCUAACUCCACAUCAGUGUGCAGAAGUUGACAGUGUUGUUGAAAAUAUUCUUAAAGGUGUUAUCCAAACUGUUAGUACUCCCCAGAAUCGACUAUCAUAUUGUCAUACACUGCCUUACAAUAUAAUUGAAGAAAUUGCUAUAAAAUUUUUAGCAAAGCUCCUGUCAAUGUUUCCAAAAGCAGAGAAGGAAAAAUCCAAAUCUCUAGAAAUUGAAAUGCAAAAUAUAGCCUCAAAAAUCUUAAAUUCAUUACAAGACUUUAUCUCAAAAAGUAAUAUUAAACUUGUACCACCAGUCAAGGAACUGCUUACUAAUAACUCUGCCAACAAUGCAACAAUUGAAAAAGUUGUUGACUCUGUUUAUACCCAAGUUUUAAAACAUUCUGGCUCACUUACUUCUGUAUUUAAAGAUUUAAUGAGUAAGAGCAAUGUCCUAUCUGAUAUAAUAGGGUUUUUAAUGAUAAAGGAAGUUGCUAAUUCUGAAUUUCAACCUCAAGUAGAGGAAGCAUCGAGUUCACAGUUAGUUCUGGAAGCUCUCAAAAUCAUAGAAAAAGUGAUCAAAAUUGUGGAUGAACAUAAGUCUCAGGAUAAAUCUUUAUCCAAAAAAGGUGUUACAUUAGAUGCCACAUUUUUAGAAGAAGCACUAGCCUUAUUCUUGGCAAAAGUACUAAAGUUACCAAGUGCCUCAAGCAAAGAAGAAAAAAAAAUAUCAAAGAUUGAGUUAAACAAAAUUGCAUCUCAAUUGACAAAAUCUGUGACAACUGAAAUUUCCAAAAGUAAUAUUAAUCUUAUCACAUCUGAUCCUGAAGAACACAUUUUAAAUUCAGAAAGUAUAGAAAUUAUUUCUCGUGUAAUUGAUACUGUAUAUAAUAAAGUACUGCAACAAUCUGGAAACCAGAAGCAACUUUAUGAUGAUUUAAGAGAUACAAACAAUGUCUUCCCUAAAAAAGUGGCUAGUUUAAUUAUUCAAAGUGUUUCAAAUAUUUCAUUAGAAACUAACCCGCCUACAAGUUCCGGUGCACUUAGUGACAUAGAGAGCUCCGGUGUACUUAGUGACCUACACACGAGUAGAAUUCUUGAAAAGGCUGAGGAACAUGCUGGCAAUAUGAGUCUUCAUGAGGACCAAAAUUCAGACAUAUAUUUAUCUGAAGAGGAUUCAGAAGUUAAAAUAAUUCCACAUAUAGGGAAUAGACCAAUCAAAAUUGAUCCAGACAUUAUCGCAGAACACUUAGCAGUAAUUUCUGUAAAAACACUACCUCUUGAGAAACUAAAGGCAGAAUGUUUGAGAACCACAGGACAUAGUAUAACAGAGUUGAGAAAAGCAUCAAUAAGUGGGAAAAGUUACCACACAUCAGGAUUAGUUGUAGAGAAGAUAAAGAAAGAAAGACGGAUCUCAUUGGAUAGAACAGGACGACUAGAUACAAAACCCUUAGAGGCUGUUUGCAGAAAUUCAUUUCAAAAUAUAAGAAAACCUGACAUCACCAAGGUAGAACUUUUAAAAGAUGUUCACACCAAAAAGGAUCUAAUUAUUCGACUGGUAGCCCAUGAUAUUGAUCAAGAGGAAUUAGAGAGAACAUAUGAUUCUGAUGAAGAUGAGGUUAUUAUACGUGAAGUUUUACAAGAAGAUUUUGAAGAACCUUUUGAAAUGGAUGAAGCAAUGAAACCAGUAGAAAACAAAAAUAUUUCUCCCAAAACAAUGUUAUGCACAUGUAAUCUGAAAAAAAUGUUGUCAUUAAGCAGAUGUUGUCAAUCCACAUCCAGUGUAAAUAUCAAAAAUUUCGACACCACUUUGAGUAAUAUCCCAGGAGUUAAGGGUGAAGAAAUUAAAAAAACUGUCCUGAAGCUUCAUACAGAUAGACACUCCACAACUUCAGCGCAGAUUCACUCUUCUUCAGAGAAAAAGCUGCAGUUUAAGAAGGAAGAAAAUACUGAGCCAACACAUUAUCUUAUACACAGAAUUAUGAGUACAUCUUCCUAUAAUCAAGAAGAUCUAAUUUCAUCAGCUGGGGAAAAUCCUAGAAAAAAAACUUCAAGACCUAAUGUUCCCAAGCAAGGCUCCAAAAUGCUGGCAAAGGUAUCUUCAGCUCUAUCAAGGGUGUUUAGUCAAACUAACACCAAUAUCCCCAAAUCUUCAUCCCCCCACCAAGAUGAAAAUUAA